Messenger RNA from Branchiostoma floridae (Florida lancelet), 6280 nucleotides. RefSeq names its product POU domain, class 2, transcription factor 3-like. Gene Ontology annotation, molecular function: DNA-binding transcription factor activity, RNA polymerase II-specific; RNA polymerase II cis-regulatory region sequence-specific DNA binding. Lineage: Eukaryota; Metazoa; Chordata; Leptocardii; Amphioxiformes; Branchiostomatidae. Gene Ontology annotation, biological process: regulation of transcription by RNA polymerase II. The record is from RefSeq and is a predicted model, not a curated record. The coding region runs from base 710 to 2947 and encodes 745 amino acids. The transcript has 13 exons.
UCUGAUGUUUUGCCUAAAAACGCGUUGAUUUUCACUCGCGUCCUGCCCCUUGCCAGGGCUUUACCGACGCCGUUGCAUUCUUAAUCUGUCAAGACCACUCGUCGAUGCUUGCCGUAAAAUUGAGCGAUUCCUUCUAGAUCAACUUCCUACACGUCAAAAUAGUCCGUUCGCUGGCCUUUGGAGCGCUUCUUGUGCGAUUUUGCUCGAACGUGGCCCGACAGACCGCUUUCCAAAAUUCAAGAGAGCCGCUGAAUGCAAAUGAAGUAGACAACAACAAAGGACCGCGUGCUAAGUGAUACAGUCAUACACGGGGACGAUUUGAAUAUACGCGUAUGAAAAUCACUCGCACUUUGCCCAAUGGGCGCGGCAAUCUAGCCGUCCCUAGUAAAAUCACAUGUUAAUGAACAAUUAGGUCCACAAAUAACACUACAGAGGUCUUGCUCGCGGGCAUCAAAGUGGAGGGUUUGACACCUCUUUCUUGGCAGGGCCUGGGCUAUGGUGCACGGGCAAAUGUAUGGAGCAUACCGCCCUGCCGACAUGUUGGGGUCCCAGGGCGGGCUGUCUGUCUGUGAACAGUUUAUAUCACCUCUGGGAUCAAACCCGAGUCUUGGCACGAUGAGUAUUGAGAACUGUGGCCAUGUGUGCGGUGCAGUGCGCUUGGGAAGCGACGCUCUCUUCUCCAAUGCACCGCUUUAGUACAUGACAGGGAAUGCUAAUAGAAAACGCUGGCUUGUCAGACCCUCUGAUGAAGAUGGCAGGAGGCGACUCCUCAGAUGUGCAGAAGAUGAGGGAUGGGGCUGAUUCUGAGGAUGACGGUACCACAGCCAACGGGUCGGUGAAUGGGAUAGAUUUCGUUAGUCAAACAUCAGGACUGAGUCAACAACUACAGGACCAGCAUGCACUGCAUCAGAGCUCUCAACAGCAGCCUCAGCCCCAGGUCCUGUACAUCAACCCCCACGUACAUGCAGCACAGCUGCAGCAAGAGGCCAGUCAAGCUGCAGCACAGCAGACAUCAUUAAAUCUGGAAGUGAAAGGUGAGGACCUGGAGCAGUCCCAGCAGCAGCAAGAAACACAAGCCCAGCACCAACAACAACAACACCAGCAGCAACAGGUGCAGAAUGUGUCACAACUGCACCUGACACAACAUCAGCAGCAGCAGCUACUCAACCAGGCGCAGCUUGUUCUGCAGCAGCAGGUGCAGCAGGGAACCCUUCUGGCAGCCAUCCAGCCGCAGGUCAGCCAGCAGCAACCGCAGCAGCAGCAGACUGUGCAGCCGCAGCAGUUCCUGACUGUACAGAACCCACAGAUAGCUGUCACACCUCAGACGACCACCUCAGCCAUCCAGCUGACAGCUGCAGACCUGAGCCAGCUGCAGCAGCUGCAGCAGCAGAACCUGAACCUGCAGCAGUACGUGCUGUUCCAGCCUGGACAGCUCGGCAAUGGUCAGUUUUUCCUGGCCCAGCCGCAGAUGCCAGGGAUUCAACAAGUACAGCAGAUUGCGCCUCAGGUGACCCAGACGCAGGCCCAGCCCACCACACAGCAGACCACCACGGCGGCCGCCCAGCCCACCAUCGUGCAGACGCAGCAGGGAGCAGCCAUCCUGCAGGCACCGCAGCAGCAGAUCCCGCAGCAGAACAUUCUGCAGGUGGCCGCCACGCAGGGCAGUGUGUCCACGAUCGGUCAGCAGGUGCUGACGCUCUCGCAAGCCCAGCUACCUGUCACCACCCACACUCAGCCACAGAUACAGACUAUACAGAUCCAGAAGUCAGCAGUGACGUCUUCAGGCCCGUCAGGAGACGAGCCCAGUCAGCUGGAGGAGUUGGAACAGUUUGCUAAGAUGUUUAAACAAAGGCGCAUCAAGCUUGGCUUCACGCAAGGAGAUGUGGGUCUUGCCAUGGGGAAACUGUACGGGAACGAUUUUAGUCAGACCACCAUCUCGCGGUUCGAGGCCCUCAACCUGAGCUUCAAGAACAUGUGCAAGUUGAAGCCCCUGUUGGAGAAGUGGCUGCAGGACGCAGACUCCAGCAUGGCCAACCCUGGUGCGCUGGGGAGUCCCCACGGAAGCAUCGAGGUCCUGGGCAGGAGACGGAAGAAAAGAACCAGCAUCGAGACCAAUGUUAGAGUUGCUUUGGAAAAAGCGUUCAUUCAGAAUCCCAAACCCACCUCCGAGGAGAUCGGAAUCAUAGCGGAACAGCUCGGCAUGGAGAAGGAGGUGGUCAGGGUCUGGUUCUGCAACCGGCGACAGAAGGAGAAGCGGAUCAACCCCCAGUCUUCCCUCAACCAGGCGGACACCAUCGUCACCUCACCCAUAUCAACCAACUCAACCGUUGGCACCACUAUCGGUUCAACCAUAGCAUCCACCAUCGGUUCUCCCAUCGGUUCCACUUUGGGAUCGCUUAGCCCACAGAUAGGUUCCACCAUAGGUGCUGUACAGGUGGGGUCGACUAUUGGUUCACCUAUAGGGUCGACCAUUGGCUCCCAAGUUGUGUCCUCAGUUGGUUCUCCUAUAGGCUCCGCCAUUGGUUCCCACGUCGUGUCCUCCAUGGGUUCACCUAUAGGGUCCAGCAUUAGUCCUCAUGUUGUUUCCACUAUUGGCUCACAUGUAGGGUCCUCUAUUGGCUCACACGCAGUUUCUACUAUUGGGUCACCAUUGGGGUCUACGAUUGGUUCGCACGUAGUUUCCGCCAUUGCUGGCUCACAGGCAGUGUCCACUAUCGAUUCGGCAGUAGGCUCGCAGACGGUCUCUACUAUCGGCGCUCCAGUAGGUACGACGAUUAGCCCGGCAAGCGCGGCCUCCACCGUUGGUUCGACGGUUUCAACCUUGGGAUCGGCCAUUUCGACCCUGGGGUCUCAAGUUGUGGGGAUUCCCCACACCACCUUCACAGUUACUCAGAUUCAGCAGAGCCCACCAAAGACUCAACCACAGACACUGGCGCAAACACAGUAGUGAAGGGUACGGAUAGGAACUGGCGGCGUCAUAAGUAUUUUAUUGUAUACCAGUUACAUGGAGGCAUUUGAGAUGCUGUUCCUUCGAUACGUCUCGACAGUCAAAAUUCAAUCGUACUUCCGUUUUAAUCACAGGCAGUCAAGGCAAGGAGAGUGGUGUUGGCAAUGUCAAUGCCACACGAACUUUGAAUGCAUCAACUUUCUUUUUGGCACUGAGAUAUACAGGCAAAGUUGUGGACCAUGUGGGCUUUCCGGAACAACUGAUGGGUUUUCAGCCCGAUAGUAGCAAAGCUGUGUGUUGUUGAGCCAGUCAGAUUCACCUGUGUGGUGACUUGUUCUCAGACUAGUCAGAGCAAAGAUGCGUCCUCUCCUACCCUCACCUGUACACAUUUUUUGUACCAUUUUGUACUUGUUGAAAAGAUGGUGUUCUGGGGGAUAGUGUAAUGUCAACAGUAUUGUAUCAGUGCUGUGUGUAUCCAGUUAUAAACGGUGUUGUAUUAGGUGUACGGUAUUAAUGUAUUUUAAUAGGCAUGAUAAGGAAAUGAAAUAUGUAUCCUAGUGCUAUACAAGCAAUAGGUGGUGGACUGGUGGCUACCCAUAUCACAAAUAACUGCAAUCAAGGCUAGUUUAUAUUACCAUGCUCCUUACUCCAACUCCCUCUUGUAAUGUUAAGAAGCUUCAGACACAUGCAGACAAAAAUUUUUUAACAAACCUCGACUCAUUCAACAGAAGCAGAUCACAAGACGCAUAUUAAGCUUUUUGAAGUUGUCAGGGUAUGGACGAAACGGCAAAGCUGAAUAAUCUGUGCCCUCGUGAACAACACGAUUACUUUGCCUGGCAUAUUUUGCCUGCAUAUUGAGUACAUAUGGCUCAAUUCAACAGCUUUCUUCUUGGAAAGACGUUACAGUAUUUUUGUGAUGCAAGUCAGUGAAUCUUUUACACCUUUUGAAUUCUAAUUGAUUUAGUGGUAAAUUUAGCUGACUAAGCAUGUGACAGUUUCUGAGCUGUCUGCAACCAGAUACCAGUAAGUGUUAGAACAAAAGCCCACAUUCAAAUGAAACCGUACACACAGUCGCUUUACUUUAUCCCACUUGACCCCCAGUGACAACUUGCCUACUAUUUAUUGUACAUUUGACCAAGUAGCUCUGGGUAGAAACAUGGGCAGUCUCUAGUCAUAAGGAGCACAGACCAAGUCUAAAGUCACUGUAUGUAUUUUGUGUACAUAGCUGUAGUGAAGUAUUUGUAGCUGUUGUCAAGCAUGUAUGUUAGUUCUAUGUAUAUUAGUAGCGAAAACUGUGUUGCUAACGAUACCUCACAACCCAUAACACAUGGUGCCAAGAGACAGACGUGAGGCAGACUUUCACUUUGUUGACGGAUAGAUAGAUUCUGUAUAUUCCAGUUGAAGCAAAAAAAAAAAACAUGUAUAAAGUUACAUUUACACCCUGAGACUUUCAAAUGAUGUGUUUGUCAGGUUUUCUUUGCUGAUUGUAUAAUGCUGUUAUACUCAGUAUUGAGCAAUGGCAUGUGUGCUAUCAGUGUACUGUAAUAUUCAAGUCUCAUUCUCAAGUUUUUUCAAUAGGAUUUUCUUACCCGCAGUUUUCUGAAUUAACCCCUCAGCUUUGUAUCAAGAUAUCUGGAAGUAUUAUGGUAUCAUAGAUGUAUUUAUAGGAGGGAGCCAUUUUAGUGAUGCAUGACCUUACGUAUCUCAUGUCCAUUGUGCAUGAAGAUGUGGUCGUUUCUACUCAAACUGUGGGUUCUGCAAACCCUGAUCAGUCAAGCCAUACCCGUAGUCUCACCCAUGUCAUUUUAAACCAUGCAUUUUCUGAAUUAAUGGACAGUCAGUGGAGGAAAAACACAUUCUGUUGAGUAGGGACACUGGAACAGUACACCUGCAUGUUAACCGGUCAUGCCUUGGUGUACAAUCCAAUUUGGUAGAAAUUAUAUUGUGUAACUGUUUAUAGGAUGUAGAUAUUUUAGUUACUUCUCACAUGUGUACAAUAUGCUGGCUUCAAGUACUAUUUUUAUACAGUAAACUUUUGUACUGCAUUUAAAUGAAUUUUAGUACAUUCUGUAAUAUUAUUGCAAUGGGUAGGCUUGUAUUAGAUAAUCCAUAUAGCGGUCUAACAAUGUUGUAUUUGUCGUAUUGUUCACUGAUAAUGUGCCUGUGAAGUGUAUGCUUUUCACAUUACAUGUAUUGAUAAUGAUGGAAUGGUGAAAUGUGUUGUAAUCAAGGUGCAUGGGCAGUCUGCCUUGAUUUUGUUCGAUUGGCAGGUAGUUACAACAUCAUAGUACAAAAGGGAGAUGAAGGAAUGCUGUGCCAUAGGUGUACUGCAAGGAAUGGACCUUCAAAGGAAAAUUGUAUGAAUGAAAAGUGGAUGUCAACAGAGUUAAGAACAGUAAAAGAAGUUAGUUAAUCAACCAACAAAAAUAGGCAUAAAAUCAGAGCACUGCUGUGAGGCACAUUGUUGUACAACACAGUUUGAUUUGCAGUGGUUCUGGUAUAAACCUAGCCUGGGUACCACCUGGAAAGUAGUUCGCUCCGGCGUUCAUUAUAUACUAUAUACAGUCGCUUCUAACUCUGACAUUCAUUAUACACUGCAUAUAUGGCUUAUCUGCUGUUCUGUCUGGGAUCCUGGACCACGUUAAUGUCUGGAAUUGUCCAAAUUUUGGACGCAGAUGCUGAUUGGUCCCUAAAUAAUGAUAAUGAAUAAUAAUACAUUGCUGAUUGGUCCCUACACAUGAGCGAAUUAUAGAAUCUGUUCAAGCGGUUGUUCGAACAGGCAUUCCGUCUGCUUGUGGGAGGCCUGUUGUCACAUCGAACGAAUGCUCUAGAACCCAUUUGUUACUUCGCUCAUUAACUGACGUUAGCACCAAACGGUUUGAAUGUGCAGGUCCCCAGACGGAUAGCAGAAGCAAACAUAAGAGUGUACUACUGUCCAGAUGGUACCCAGGCUAGUAUAAACCACCACACAGGCAACGUUCAUGCACUGUAUAAUGAACUUCUCCUCCCUGUGAAAGGGUGAUCAUUCCAGUCAGCAGUUGUUGUUAUUCAGCAGUUAUCGUAACAUCAAGCAACAGGAAAUCUUAAGGCUGACGUCAAUGGCAUACAUGAUUUAAUGUUUAUUCACUUAACCACAUAACUAUAUAUAUAUAAAUAUAUACAUGUAUAUUAUAAUGUGUCAAUGUAAUGAUGUGGGGAUGGGUCUGAUGAUUGUAUAUCAUGACAGAAACCAGAAAUAGAGAAUACUGUCGAUAUGGACAGUCAGUCUGUAGAUGGCUUCGAAGCUUAGUAUCUUAGAGUCAAUAAAUGUUCUAUUUUUUCCAUGUUACCCAA